UAACAAUUUGCCCAAAUGGCGCUGUCAGGGCCGUCGCCGUCGCCUUUGAAGUGCUACCGGAGACUAGAGGUCUUCCCAUUGCCGUCUGCGCCACGAGUGCCCAGCCAUCUUCGCCCAACAGCCAAGAAGCUUCCGCUGAAGAUGAAGCUGCAGCAGCGGCGAGCGAUGGCUCUGACCCACCGGUUCCGGCUCCUCUUCCUUGCCGCCGUCCUGGCCGGGCUCGCCUCCGCCUCCGCCUCCGCGUCGCCCUCCCUGUCUGUGUCUCGCAACGUCUUCCCGGCCAGCGCCGGAUCUACGGGGAGGAGCUUGCUUCAGAACAAGAUAGGCUGUCCUGUGGGCUUCGAGUCCCAGAACUACACAAUCAUCACAAGCAAGUGCAGAGCGCCACUGUAUCCUCCCACGGAAUGCUGUGAUGCUUUCAAGAAAUUUGCAUGCCCAUUUGCCACAUAUCUCAACAACAGGAGCACUGACUGCGCAGAGACAAUGUUAACCUACAUCUACUUCCAUGGCUCGUACCCAGCAGGCCUAUUCUCUGCCCAGUGCCUAAAAGGCAAGCAAGGGGUUUCUUGCGAAGGCAUCCCAGGGAUAGACACCGGCGUGCCAAGUGCCGGGCGACGAGCUCACGGGAUUUCGCGCCCUUUGAUCGCUCUCUUGUGUGGACUAGGAGGAUUGUUGUUCCAUUGGGUGUUGCCUUGCACUUCCCCAUAGAUGGCAUGUUGUCAGUUGGAAGUUGUAAGUAGGAAGUCUCAUGAUUCAUUUGCCUCUUAAAAAUGCACUUGGUUACCAUUUCGCAUACUGAAGAACUACAUGCCAUCUUGACAUUCAACAUUACAUGAUCACAUUCUGUUA
This is a messenger RNA of Hordeum vulgare subsp. vulgare (domesticated barley), 849 nucleotides long. RefSeq names its product GPI-anchored protein LLG1-like. Bases 16 to 708 code for a protein of 230 amino acids. NCBI's taxonomy places the organism in Eukaryota, Viridiplantae, Streptophyta, Magnoliopsida, Poales, Poaceae. The transcript has 3 exons. The record is from RefSeq and is a predicted model, not a curated record.